AUGGCUUACAACAAAUCCUACAACCCCGAUGCGCUGCCGGCCCAUUCCUCAGGGCACAGCCAAAGCAUGUCCCAAAAACCACUUCCUUCCCGCCCACCACCGCAGGCAGGCCACAGUGGUGUUCCUCCUCGCGUGCCUGUAUCCAGCGCUCCCCCGCAGGGCGCAUACGCUACCCCGCCGCCGCGCUUCGACCAAACACACUCAUACAGCGGACGUCCGUCAUCGAACCCGCCUCUCCCAAGCCAAAGCCACCCCCAAAGCUAUAACCAGACUCAACCGCGCCCCCAUUCUCUACACCCUUCACCGCCGCCUCAAAAUUACGGCUUCGGCCCACCACCCGUCCAGCGCAAUCGGCCUGCGCCCUCUUCGCGCCCUCCCCAAUCACCCGUUCCACCCCUCACAGCGCCCAGCAAUGAUCCGCAACAACUGUUUCCCCUGUUCCGCGCCGCGAACUCCUCCCACUCCGGCGCCCUCACGGAGAUGGAGCUCGGAUCCGCCCUUGUAAACGGCGACUUUACCUCCUUCCACCCACGAACCGUCAGAUUGAUGAUCCGAAUGUUCGACCGCGACGGAACCGGGACCAUCAACUUCGACGAGUUUUGUUCGUUGUGGCGGUAUCUCGCUGCGUGGAGAGAGCUGUUCGACCGCUUUGACGAGGAUCGCAGCGGGCGGAUUAACAUGGCCGAGUUUGAGAAAUCGCUUGUUGCGUUCGGGUAUAGGCUCAGUCCGAAGUUCAUUGGGGUUAUAUAUGGUGUCUUUGAGGGCAAGGCGAGGCAGAUGGCUGCGGCGGCUAAAGAUCCUGGUCGCGGGGGUAUGAGCUUCGAUUUAUACGUUCAGGCUUGUAUUAGUCUGAAGCGUAUGACGGAUGUUUUCAAGCGGUAUGACGAAGACCGGGAUGGUUAUAUUACCCUCAGCUUUGAGGAGGCCUUGACGGGUAAGUUUUGA
This is a messenger RNA of Penicillium soppii, 945 nucleotides long. Its product is annotated as EF-hand domain-containing protein. NCBI's taxonomy places the organism in Eukaryota, Fungi, Ascomycota, Eurotiomycetes, Eurotiales, Aspergillaceae. Bases 1 to 945 code for a protein of 314 amino acids. The transcript is spliced from 2 exons. Gene Ontology annotation, molecular function: calcium ion binding. The record is from RefSeq and is a predicted model, not a curated record.